UUACUGAGUCUGUUGGAGCUCUGCUGACACAAGUUAUCGGAUUUUUCAAAGACAAUUAUUUCUCCGUUUGAGCUGCAAGUUGAUUUGCCCCAGGUGAUGAGUGUCAUGUCAGUCCUGUGUGUGAAUAUGGUGACAGCCAACAUGUUGCUGAGCCUCUUCUUUCUCUCAGGUGUUUUGGCUGAUUGUACUAAGUAUUCAGACCUCUUCAUCACUGCACCAAAGAAGAUGGAAGCACUGAGUGGAUCUUGUUUGCAAAUCCCAUGUAACUUUAGACCUAAAUCAGAACAAGAGUUUGACAGCAGCAGAGAAAUCUUUGGAGUGUGGAUUAAAAAUGACUCCAGGUUAAAAGAUUAUCCAAACAAUGUGAUUUUCAACAGCAGUAGGACAAAUAACAUCUAUCCAAUGAAGAUAACUGGAAACUUGAGAGAGAAAAACUGCACCACUUUAUUUUCCAGUUUGAUCACUAUUUACACAAACACAUACUACUUCAGGAUUGAGAGCAACUCAUUCAAGGCAACAGCUUCUUGUGAUCCUCUUCAAAUAACAGUUAAAGAUUCUCCUCGUCGCCCCACAAUUGAGAUCUCAGGUGAUCUGAAGGAGAAGGAGUCUGUCACUAUAACCUGCUCAGCUUUCACUCCCUGUCCACACUCCCCUCCUAAACUCACCUGGAAUCUCCAACAAGACUCUCACAACAAAAUAGAGGAAAACACAGAUGGAACCUUUACAACUAAAAUCCAGGAGACCAUCACUCUGUCAGAGCAACAUGAUGGAUACAACAUCAGCUGUUCUGCCACAUAUCCUGUGAAUGUAGGAAAAGAUGUCAAGACAGCAGAGGAGACAAAGACUCUCAGUGUUGCAUAUGCUCCUAAAGACACCUCAGUGUCCAUCAGCGCAUCAGCAGGUAGCUGGGUGAACCUGACCUGCUCCAGCAGAGCCAAGCCUCCCGUCAGCAGCUUCAGCUGGUUCAGGACCAGCAAAGAUGGACUGAUGAAAGUAGCUGAAGGACACUUUUACAGCUUUAAUGUGACAGAUGGAGGAGAUUAUUACUGUGUGGCCACAAAUGAUCUCGGUAACCAGACGUCGUCACAGAUCCAUUUGAAUGUUGCAGAUUCUCCUCGUCGCCCCACAAUUGAGAUCUCAGGUGAUCUGAAGGAGAAGGAGUCUGUCACUAUAACCUGCUCAGCUUUCACUCCCUGUCCACACUCCCCUCCUAAACUCACCUGGAAUCUCCAACAAGACUCUCACAACAAAAUAGAGGAAAACACAGAUGGAACCUUUACAACUAAAAUCCAGGAGACCAUCACUCUGUCAGAGCAACAUGAUGGAUACAACAUCAGCUGUUCUGCCACAUAUCCUGUGAAUGAAGGAAAAGAUGUCAAGACAGCAGAGGAGACAAAGACUCUCAGUGUUGCAUAUGCUCCUAAAGACACCUCAGUGUCCAUCAGUGCAUCAGCAGGUAGCUGGGUGAACCUGACCUGCUCCAGCAGAGCCAAGCCUCCCGUCAGCAGCUUCAGCUGGUUCAGGACCAGCAAAGAUGGACUGAUGAAAGUAGCUGAAGGACACUUUUACAGCUUUAAUGUGACAGAUGGAGGAGAUUAUUACUGUGUGGCCACAAAUGAUCUCGGUAACCAGACGUCGUCACAGAUCCAUUUGAAUGUUGCAGUUACAGAUGGAGGAGAUUAUUACUGUGUGGCCACAAAUGAUCUCGGUAACCAGACGUCGUCACAGAUUCCCUUGAAUGUUGCAGAGAACUCUGUAGUAUUGGGUCCAGCUCUUGGAGGGAUUAUCGUCACUUCAAUCAUUUUCAUCAUCUGCCUUGCAGUCUGUGUUUGGCAUUUUAAGUUGAAACAAACUCGACAACAGACUCAGAGUCAAAGAGACGACGAGCUGGCUCCUCAGCUACCACCCAGCGUAGCAGAGGAAAACAUCCACUAUGGAGAGAUCGACUUCUCCAAGCGCAGACCUGAACCGUCCUCUGACUCAGUGCAGGACAGUGGACAGCAGCAGGACACAGUGUAUGCACAGGUCAAUGUGUCCAAGCCAGCAAACACCUCCAGACACACUGCUGACGGGCCAGAGGAUCUCUACGCUCAAGUGAAGAAAAAAUGAGUAUUGUCUUGAGAUUCUUGGAUUCAUAAUAUAGAUUCAUUUGUUACGUAUGCAAGAUGUUUUAUGUCAGUUAAUGCAGAAAAGACACUGGAGCCUAGAUAAGAACAUGUCAUCUUCACUGCCUACAGUUAAAUAAAGGGAAGCUCUAAACCUCCACACCCUGCAGCUCAGAUAGUGUAAGAUUACGAUGAGUAGUUCAAUAGAUCUAUUAAAUCCUGAAAAAAAACACAUGUUCACCAUUAACUAAAUUAAUGCGCUAUAGCCUGUAUCUCAAAAUGAGUGGCACUGGCACCAGCUGGUUGCAGAAACCUGAAUAUUACAAAUUAUCUUAUUUAAUUUACACAAUAAAUAUAUUUCAGUAUCAAAAUUUUAAGUGAAUUGCAUAUAUUUGCAUUUAAGUACUGUAUAUACUGCUUAACAUGGCUUAUCAGAUCUGAAAUUCAGCAUUUUAAUUAUUAUAAUAUCCAAAAAAAAAAUUUCUUAUUCUGAUAAAAUAAACGCAUUUAAACUUUGCUGCUUGCUCUGCUGCAGCUGGUACUCUGUAAAGUUAUUAGUAACUAAAGGUAUAGAAUCAAUGUAGUGGAGUAGAAAGUAGGAUAUUUGUCACCAAAAUGUAGUGGAGAGGAACUAUACGGUAGCAGAAAAUGGAAACACUCAAGCUAAUACCUAGAAAUAGUACUCAAGUAAAGUAUUGGAGUUAAUGUAUUUAGUUUCAUUCCAUCAUUGUUUCAAACCAGUUUAAAGCAUCUAGAAGACACUUGAACUAAUCAUUUACAAUUCACAUCUAUAAUUUAUUAUGACUGUUGAUAUGGAGCAACAAACCAAAGAAAACAAAAUUUCAAAACGUGCUACAGAUGUGGUUUUCAUAGAAAGUGAGGACUGAUGAACAUUUCAUUGUAAAUUAUUGUAUAUUCAAAAGUGCAAAA
This is a messenger RNA of Acanthopagrus latus (yellowfin seabream), 3035 nucleotides long. RefSeq names its product B-cell receptor CD22-like. Bases 97 to 2109 code for a protein of 670 amino acids. The record is from RefSeq and is a predicted model, not a curated record. NCBI's taxonomy places the organism in Eukaryota, Metazoa, Chordata, Actinopteri, Spariformes, Sparidae. The transcript is spliced from 11 exons.